Molecule: messenger RNA, 2191 nt
Organism: Pimephales promelas (fathead minnow)
Lineage: Eukaryota; Metazoa; Chordata; Actinopteri; Cypriniformes; Leuciscidae
Gene: fam3c
Product: FAM3 metabolism regulating signaling molecule C
Source: RefSeq, a predicted model, not a curated record
CACACGCGAACGCUCCUCCUCGCAUAUGAACCCGGAUGCGUCGGGAUAUUCAGCAACAUUGUGUCGCCGUGGCACCCAGGUGCUUGCUGAGCCAUCAGGAUGAUGCGAGCCGGAGGAGUUUUGAAACUCGGUGUGCUAGUUUCUAUUUUUUUUCUGGCUGUGUUCCUGGCCUUUGAGCUAUUAGAGAAUCAUACGAAUCUUAAUAUUGGGAAAGUCUUAGCACGAUAUGCACCUGGAGAGACCGUCCCAACCAAGCCACCGCGCCACAAAUGUGGCCUUUCUAAAUCCUGUCCCGAGGACCAUUUCGCCUUUAAGAUCACCAGUGGAGCAGCCAGUGUAGUCGGCCCAAAAAUGUGCUUUCAGGACAAUGUAUUAAUGAGCGGAGUGAAGAACAACAUUGGACGUGGUAUAAACAUUGCAUUGAUCAACGGGAAGACUGGUGAGGUAAUCAAGACUGAUUCCUUUGACAUGUGGUCUGGAGAUGUGAAAACGCUCAUCAAAUUCUUGAAGGAAAUAGAAGAUGGAAGCAUUGUCAUGAUGGCCACUUUUGACGAUCCUGCAACAAAGCUGGAUGAAGAGGCCAGAAAUCUGAUAGGAGAUUUAGGCAGCUCAAGCAUCAGCAUAUUGGGCUUCAGAGAUAACUGGGUGUUUGUUGGAGGCAAAGGGAUCAAGACAAAGAGCCCCUUUGAGCAGCACAUCAAGAACAGCGCAGAGACCAACAAAUAUGAAGGCUGGCCUGAAGUUUUGGAGAUGGAAGGAUGCAUUCCAAUAAAACGCGAGUAAAAUCAACUUAUACAGCCUUGAGAAGAUUGAAGAACACGCAAUUGAACAUAUGCAGUGUUUGAUUGCCAUUGACAAUAUCAAAAGUAAGAGUAGACUAGACUUUAAAUUUGAAGUCUUAAAUCUUACCAUUAGAGAUCCUGAGCAUUUGCUGCUCUAUAUUUGUAUUUAUUUAACAGGGUUCCCAUUCUUUUUGAAUUUCCACUACUGCCAAUGAUCACUAGAUAAGGAUUUGAAAACUCAUUUUGAAGUGGAUUCAACUAACAAAGAGCAACAUGUUGCCAGUGAAAUAUUUAAAAAAAUAAUAAUAAUUAUAAAAAGUUUUAUUUACCACAACUUCACUAAUUAUUGUGAAUUUUUCAGCCUUGAAAAUCACAAUUUUAAAGCUCAAUGCUUGUGGUAAGCCUGAUUUGUAGAAUUUAUUGUUCUAAUUGACAGCAAGCUUUCUGCCAUUUGUGAGGCUCCAGUGUCAUAAGGGAAAGAGAGAUAGUGAACCAAAUUUAAUUUUUAUUAUUAUUUAUCACUGCACUAUGACACUCUAAUGUUGAUCAGACUGGAUUGAUUUAAAUGGCCGAUGGGCUGCUGUCACCAAAAUGUUUUAUUUUACAUCUUUUUUUUAUUUGUAGGUAUAUUUAUGUUUCUGCUGUCAACAGUAUUUUGACUGUUGGGCUUUAGUACUGAUGGAAGAUUGUGUAGAAACUUUUAUUUUUUAUUAUGAAACUGCCCAUAUCUCUGGUGUGAUGGUAUAGUUUUUAUUUUAGACCUUCUACUGUUAAACUACUGUCUCUGGUUGUAUGCUGUUUUUACUUUUUAAAAGCUUUUGUUGUUACAUUUGGGGGGGUCAUCAUCACAUUUAAAGAUUCCCAUCAGGGUGAUCGUCCAUCUGGUAGCUGCGUAUUCUGAGAUUACAUCGCAGUACAUCUAGUAGCUGUUAUGUACCUGCCGUUAGUGUUCAUAUAAAGCAAUAAUAUCACAGUAUAACUGCUUUCAUCCCUUAUUGUGCCUUUAGUAGGUGCUUUCCUUUCAGGUAGUAAAAUGUACCACAAUUAUUGAGGAAUUAGAAUGCUAAACCAUCAUCACUACUUGUUUAUUUUAUAAUUCACGGCACAAUUGUAACUAUAUACUGUGAAGUUGUGGAAUGAAACCCCUUUCUUUUGUAAGAACAAGUUUUUUGUGUCUUUUUUUUACAAUUAUCAGAUGCUAAGUGAUUCUUUUUUUUAUCGUUCUUGUGUGGAAUUCUUGAUGUUGCACGUCAUUGCCUUAAUAUGUGAAGCUGGUUUGAGGAUUUCUUUAGUACAAAGUAAAUUUAAAUCAAAUAAUUUGUGUAUUUUGUGUUUGCAGUCUUUCCUAAUGGCUCAAUGAUUUCUUUCUUUUUUUAAAGAUGUUUCAUAAUAAAAAAGAGUUAGUUUCA